This is a messenger RNA of Cynoglossus semilaevis (tongue sole), 5007 nucleotides long. It is a transcript of the gene ltbp3, whose product is annotated as latent transforming growth factor beta binding protein 3. The record is from RefSeq and is a predicted model, not a curated record. Lineage: Eukaryota; Metazoa; Chordata; Actinopteri; Pleuronectiformes; Cynoglossidae. Bases 224 to 4000 code for a protein of 1258 amino acids. The transcript has 27 exons. Gene Ontology annotation, molecular function: calcium ion binding.
GGGGUUUGGAGAUGAAAACAAGAAGAAAGUGAGGCUUGUUUCCCCCCCCAGGUUUGAGGAGAGAAAACGGGAGGUUAGGAGGACGCUGUCUCCGCCGCAUGAAACGCCAGAAAAAGAAAACUUGCUACCAAACAAAGCGGGAGUUUCUGAGCUGGACCUGAAGCUGAAGCCGAGGAGUGUGAAUGUCUUGGGCUGAGUGUGAGCAGCAGUGAAGGAUGCCAGGAUGAUGCCCUCCUCUCUGAUCCUCCAUCUGCUCGUCCUGUGGCUCAGUGGUCUCAGGCUGGUGCGCAGCGUCGAGCGCUCCUCCACCCGGGAGCGCUUCAAGGUGGUCAUCGCUCCUCUCAUCUGCAAGAGGAUCUGCUUGAAGGGCCACUGCCAGAAUACCUGCGAGCAAGGCAACAACACCACACUGAUAGCUGAGAACGGACAGGGGGCAGACACGCUAAUCGGACCGGGCUUCAGGGUUGUUGUCUGUCCACUCACCUGCCUGAAUGGAGGAGUGUGCAGCUCCAGAAAACACUGUCUCUGUCCUUCUGGCUUCACCGGUCGCCUCUGCCAGUUUCCACUCCAACACACGCAACAGGCCCAGGCAGCGAGGGGAAACAAGCAGCCCGUCUACCCAGUAUCCCUGAAGCCAGACGGCCAGAAACUGGUGGAGCGCUCAAGCAUCACUCUUACUCAGCGGACGCAAACACACUCAGUCUUCACCCUACCUUUUUCCCAAGGGCACCACUCAUCUGAAGGAGUGCAUAUAAAAGUGCGUGUUCACCACACACCCGACACCUCAGUGGCCAUUCAACCGAUCGACCAACCAGAGGUGAAACUUCCUCACAAGACACAAGUGCCCCGUCCAAUCCCAUCCAGGCACAAACCCAAGGGUCGCUGCUUCCAGGAGACCACGCCCAAACAGGCCUGUAACAGCACGCCACUUCCUGUUCUGACCAAUCAGGAGGAUUGUUGUGGCAGCGUGGGAAACUCCUGGGGACAAAACAAGUGUUACCAGUGUCCCAAGUUACCAAAUGCGUCGGUCAAACAGAACAUCGUGGAAGACUACGGCUCCACGUGUCCGCAGGGAUACAAAAGAUUCAACAGUACACACUGUCAAGACAUCAACGAGUGUCAGAUGCAGGGCAUCUGCGAGAAAGGAGUAUGUCUCAACACGCUGGGCAGCUUCAAAUGUUCCUGUGGACCAGGUUUGGUGCUGGACAGGCAUCGAUGCAUCGUUGAAAAAGGCCAUUCCUGGUCUCCCCUGUCAGAGUCUCCAGCAGAGCAGGCUCAGUGCUUCCGCCUGGUGAAGGACAGAGAAUGUGAGCUUCCCAUACCCACACCCAUCACCCAGGCGAUGUGCUGCUGCACAGUGGGGAAGGCCUGGGGCCGUAACUGUGAACCCUGUCCUCCAGCCAACACCGAGGCCUUCUGGAAAAUCUGUCCCGCUGGGAAGGGCUACUCCUGGCAGGAGAUUAGAGGAACCCUGCAGAUCCCCCCCUACAUUUACUCGCCCGACAAUGAUGGUGAUAAGCGGCCGGAGACGACGACCACAGUUCAUGCAUCCACGACCACCACCAGCAGCAGUCCUCGUGUGCCUGUUGUCAAACCACCUCCUCCGACAGCAUUCCGAGUCACUGAAGGCAACGAUCCCUUGGAAACACAGACAAAAGUCUUCCCAGAGACAGAUGAAUGUAAGCUAAGGAACAUUUGUGGUCAUGGGGAGUGUGAGAACAGACUGAACGGCCACACCUGUCACUGUCACCCUGGCUACCAUCUCAACCCGCAGAAGAACAUCUGUGAGGAUGACAAUGAAUGUGUGUCAGAGCCCUGUGGUCACGGCAAAGGCCAGUGCAUCAACAAUGAAGGAAGCUACAAAUGCCUGUGUAGUCAGGGCUACAAACACAUGGUGCAGCAUGGAAGGCUCAAGUGCGUCGAUGUAAAUGAGUGUUCUAAGCAGGACAUCUGUGGUGUUGGAGGCAAGUGUAUCAAUCUAUCGGGUUCUCACACAUGUGAAUGUCACCCUGGAUUUAGGAGCAAGUCGCCACGUAACCCCGUUUGUGAAGAUAUAAACGAGUGUUUAAAGCCCGACACUUGUCCCAAAGAGCAGUGUGAGAACACUCUAGGUUCUUACGAGUGUGUUCCCUGUUUGCCUGGUUAUGAAGCUCGAGCCGGAAUCUGCCAAGACAUUGAUGAGUGUCAGAAGCACGGCAUCUGUCCCAACGGUCACUGUGAGAACCUGGCUGGUACUUACCGUUGUCUUUGCAAGGAGGGCUUCAUACCAACUUCCGACAGCAAACGCUGCAUUGACAUUGACGAAUGCAAAGAUGACAGACUGUGCGCCUACGGACGCUGCAUCAACACAGACGGCUCUUUCCACUGUCAGUGCUACAUAGGAUACAAACGCACGCAGGAGGGCAGCCACUGUGAAGAUAUUGAUGAGUGUGAGAGGCCGUCGAACUGUCAGAAAGGUCGUUGUAUCAACGGGAUGGGCUCCUAUGUCUGUGAGUGUCCUGAAGGCUACACACUGGUGGGAGGCAGGAGAUGCCAAGACAUUGACGAAUGUGCUGUGAACAGGAGACUGUGCCAGCCCUUUGGCACUUGUGAGAACACGCAGGGUUCUUUUGAGUGUGUCUGCAACCAUGGUUAUGUCCAGUCAGAAGACAAACGCAGCUGUGAGGCGGUUCGAAUCCUGACAGAGGAGAAGAAGGAGUGUUACCUGAACCUCGACGACACGGUUUUCUGCGACAGUGUUCUGGCCACCAACGUCACCAAGCAGGAGUGUUGCUGCUCCAUCGGAGUGGGAUGGGGCGACCACUGUGAGAUCUACCCCUGCCCUGUCUCUCAGUCAACUGAGUUCCACUUCCUGUGUCCAAACGGCCAAGGUCUCUACUAUAAUGAAGGACUCCAGUACAGCCUGCCUGCCUACCAAGAUAUCGAUGAAUGUUUUUUGUUUGCUGAAGAAAUCUGUAAGAAGGGUCGCUGCGAGAACACGAUGCCGGGCUACGAGUGUUACUGUCAACAGGGCUUCUACUACGACAGCAACCUUCUGGAGUGCAUUGAUGUGAACGAAUGCCACGACGAGUCUCUGUGUACUCACGGUCAGUGCAUCAACACUGAAGGCUCCUUCUACUGCACCUGUAAGCAGCCCUGGACUCCAGACGCCAAUAAGAAGAACUGUGUGAUUGCGACCGUAGCAGAUGUGAAUGAAUGUGAGAACCAAGCCAACUGUAAGAAUGGUCACUGUGUGGACACGCCGGGGUCGUACUACUGCAUCUGCUCCCCACCCUGGAUCCUGGCCAAUGACCGCAACAGCUGCGUGACUCCAGACGAACAGGCGGAUGUGAAUGAGUGCCAGGACCCCUCCUACUGUAAGAACGGGAGGUGUGAGAACACGCCCGGCUCCUUUCACUGUUUUUGCAGCCCUCCCCUCACCUUCAGUGCAGCGCUGAAACAGUGCGUCUAUGACGUCUCCAUUUUGAUCACAGAUCGCACUGCUGCCCACAAGGACGUGUGUUUCCUGCGGGUGGACGAGGGUUUGAUCUGCAGCGAGCCUAGAAACGGCAUGGUGGUGACCUACUCUGAGUGCUGUUGUUACUACGGCCGUGGAUGGGGGCCAGAGUGUAACACGUGUCCCUCCAGAGGCUCAGAUAUGUUCAGUCGUCUUUGUGAGAUGCACCUAGAGACAGAGUCUGACGGGGAGCAGGAUUUCCUCCCAUCUUUUCCCAAUUACAACCCAGGCGACAGCUCAGAGGAGGAUUCAGAUGAAUGUAGCUGUGUAAAUGGCCGCUGUGUCCGCUCCUACCUGGGCAUCAUGUGUGAAUGUAACACUGGCUUCAGGCUGGACCACUCCCUCGCACGCUGUAUAGACAUUAAUGAGUGUGCAGAACCAGGAGCUCACAUCAGUCCCUGUAAAAACGCCCGCUGUGUGAACACUGAGGGCUCCUACAAGUGUUUCUGCAAACACGGCUUCACGCGCAGGGCAAAUACAUGCAUCCGCCGCAGAAGUCGGUAACCUCUGUGUUCAUCCCUGUCUGUUAUAUGCAACGCACGCUGACCCCACACCGGGCCAGUGUCGACCCACAGAUGGGUCAGGGGAGAUAUAUUUUUAUUACUUGGUCAUGAAAAGAUUUUGAAGAAUAUUUUUUCAGUCCUUUGAAUAUGGUUUUUAUGUACAUGUUUAAGAAAAUGCAUACAACUCAGCGAUGGUUGAUUUAUUAUCCAUAUAGAUCAAGGAACAGAAAUAGCUGUAAAGAGGUAACAUUUGCUCUUCUCACAUUUUUUCAGGCCCACCUAAUGGACAAUAUUAAUCUAUUAUAUUCUCAAAAAGCAGUUUUUUUAAAAAAAAAAACAAAAAUAUAAAAUAUAUUAGCUCUACAGCACAUUCAUCUCACAGUACAAACGUGUGACUGUGUGUUUGCAGUAAAACUGUUGGUAUGUUGAUGUUCUAGAUAGCCAGUAGAGACAAGUCGACGUUAUUGUAUUUGCUGUUCUUACUGUGUAUGAAUGAUAUUUGCUUUUUGUUUCCUUUAAUGCAAGGAUCCUUCAGCUCUUACUUGGAUUAUUUUUAUGUCAAGGCCCCUGGUGUUUUGAUGGGGAUUUUUAUAGCGUCCACUUAAACUUUUGUAUUCCAUGAAAUGCUUCAAGAACUUUUACAUUUUAUGGUGUAAUCUUUGACAAUAGCACAGAAGUCCAAAAAGAGCUAAAUUUAUUUGUUUUGCUGUUGUUUUUAUCCUGAACUUUUUAUUUUUGUGUCAUUGUACAGUCCCGUUGCUUUUCAGUUACUUUAAGAAUGGUUUCUGCUUAUUUGUUGUGGUUUUCUUUUGUUGUUGUUGUUUUUGUUGCUGUUAAGUUUGAUAAACCUAACGUUUUUUGUAUAAUUUGACAUGUUCACCUCAGAGAAUUUUAAGCUAAAAUAACAAUACAGUCCUGAUCUAAUUUCAGCAGAAUUCACAACAGUGACAUAAGGCGUCCAAGACAAUGUUCACAUGAGAAUUAAAUAAAAUAAAAGAUGAUCUCAAC